This is a messenger RNA of Staurois parvus, 379 nucleotides long. The record is from the annotation of a GenBank genome assembly. NCBI's taxonomy places the organism in Eukaryota, Metazoa, Chordata, Amphibia, Anura, Ranidae.
CACAUGGCUUACCUUCAUGACUAAGCCUCGUGGGCGGGGUAAAACAUUUUGGGGGGGAGGGCGUGGACUAAAUGGAGUCAGGCUGAGGCUGCUAUCAUCUCCCACAUGGAAGAAAAAAAUGUAUUUUUCUUCGUCACGUGGCUUACCUCCAUGACUAAGCCUCGUGGGCAGGGUGAAACAUUUUGGGGGGGGGUGUGGACUAAAGGGAGUCAGGCUGAGGCUGCUAUCACCUCCCAAAUGGAAGAAAAAUGUAUUUUUCUUAGUCACGUGGCUUACCUCCAUGACUAAGCCCGUGGGCAGAUGGGUGAAGUCUUUCACGGGAGUGUUGACUGUAAAAUGGAGUGUUGUCUGUCUCUGAGGCUGCUAUCACCUCCCACAU